Limanda limanda (common dab) is the source of this 528-nucleotide messenger RNA. RefSeq names its product dickkopf-related protein 3-like. Gene Ontology annotation, molecular function: co-receptor binding; receptor antagonist activity. The transcript has 3 exons. Gene Ontology annotation, biological process: multicellular organism development; negative regulation of canonical Wnt signaling pathway. The record is from RefSeq and is a predicted model, not a curated record. Gene Ontology annotation, cellular component: extracellular region. The coding region runs from base 1 to 528 and encodes 175 amino acids. NCBI's taxonomy places the organism in Eukaryota, Metazoa, Chordata, Actinopteri, Pleuronectiformes, Pleuronectidae.
AUGUCGGGGAACCUGUGGAUGCUCGUCCUGGUUCUGUGCGUCUCCUCGGCCGAAGCUCGUAUUUGGGCCUGGAUGCUCAACAUGCCCCAGAGCUCCCCCAAAGAUGGAGCACUCAGAGAAGGAUCUCACAUCUCCAAACCAACCAUGGCUCUGUGCGACCACGACAGGACGUGUGGGCGGGGCUUCUCCUGCGACCGCCACUUUGGCCUGUGCGUCCCUCUGCGAGGAGAGAGCCACUACUGUCGCCGGGACGCCCAGUGCGUCCGGGGCCUCAGCUGCAUGUUCGGCAAGUGUCACCGCAGCAUUCCCAACGGACAGGAAGGUGCCAGAUGUAAAGUGGACCGGGACUGCGGGGCGUCCAUGUGCUGCGCCCGACACCACGGGGAGCAGGUGUGCAAGAGGCGUCUGAUUGGUGGAGAGAGCUGCUACGUGCCGGACGGCGGCCUGGCGUUCAGCAUCAACCAGAUCUGCCCGUGUGACGAGGGGCUGCUGUGCCGGGACAACAGUGCUCCACACAGGAGGGAGUGA